AUGUCUUUAUCUCAACUGAUAGAAGGAGAGGCUAAGAAUAGGAAACUUGAUGGAUUGCCUUCGUUCAGCUUUAACCGAGGUAAAAACUUCAGUGAUGGAGCUCGUAGAAUACCAUUCAGCCCAACUCAAUUAUUAAAACCAGCAGAUUUAAAACCGAUCAAUAUGGUACAUCCAUUAGACAGAGAAGAUAGAAAACCAAGACCAGUAAUCCGAAGACCACCAACAAAAAAAGAAGUGAAAUUUACAGAUCCAUUCAAGUAUUACGAAUUAGAUAUAUUAAAAGAACCAUAUAAUCCUGAAUUAUUAUCAAGUUUUUUAACUCCAAUCGGUAGAAUCAAAAAUCGAACUCAAACUGGUUUAUCUAAAUCAUCACAAAAAAAACUUUCUAAAUCAAUUCGAAGAGCUAGGUGUAUGGGUUUUUUACCUUACUUUGGUAAACCUUUAGAUCGAUUUUCUGAUGAAUUUCAACAGAGACGUGAUGGUAAAGGGGUCGAUUUACCUAGUUUUGCUCGCUAA
Messenger RNA from Melampsora larici-populina 98AG31, 516 nucleotides. RefSeq lists its product as uncharacterized. Gene Ontology annotation, biological process: mitochondrial translation. Gene Ontology annotation, cellular component: ribosome; mitochondrial small ribosomal subunit. The record is from RefSeq and is a predicted model, not a curated record. The coding region runs from base 1 to 516 and encodes 171 amino acids. Gene Ontology annotation, molecular function: structural constituent of ribosome; small ribosomal subunit rRNA binding. NCBI's taxonomy places the organism in Eukaryota, Fungi, Basidiomycota, Pucciniomycetes, Pucciniales, Melampsoraceae. The transcript has 3 exons.